Molecule: messenger RNA, 1974 nt
Organism: Pimephales promelas (fathead minnow)
Lineage: Eukaryota; Metazoa; Chordata; Actinopteri; Cypriniformes; Leuciscidae
Gene: ngfa
Product: nerve growth factor a (beta polypeptide)
Biological process (GO): nerve development; cell surface receptor protein tyrosine kinase signaling pathway; negative regulation of neuron apoptotic process
Cellular component (GO): synaptic vesicle; axon; dendrite
Molecular function (GO): growth factor activity; nerve growth factor receptor binding
Source: RefSeq, a predicted model, not a curated record
ACUUUCAGAACAAUCAAUUUCCCUUAAGAGAGAGUGGGAGAAGGGCUGGAGUGGAUGUCACAGGACCUGGAUACUCGCAUUUUGAAAUGUUGAAGAUCGGGCUUUGGGGAUAAACCUGUGAAGAGUGUGAGAUCUGGAAUACAACUAACUUGGGGUUUUGAAUUCUCACAAACUUGAGAGGAGAACAGCUGUGAGAAUAAAAGCAGACACACAGGCCAGUCCUGAUGGCAGGCGCUUGGGGGUCAGCCUGCACUGGACUCUGGCUCUAGCAGCCCAUUGGGCCCUCACUUCAACUCUGAACAUUUCACAGCAGGACGAGUGCCCAUGAGGUCGUUGACGCUGGCCCUGCUCGUCCUGAUUAGCAUCCAGGCUGCACUCAUCAUGGGAGGCCACACCCAGGCGCAGGGGCCAGCCAAUCAGCACGCAGCAGCACGACACUCCCCUAGGCCUCACGGCCAAUCCAAGCAGGACUCGCAUUAUGAAGACCAAAUCCCCACCGUGGACCCCAAACUCUUCAACAAGCGACGCUACCGCUCACCACGCGUGCUGUUCAGCGAGGUGGCCCCUACGGAAAAUGAAACUGGAGGCCCCAAACGUCCACGUGUCCGGCGGAAGGCUAACGACUUCUUGCAUCGUGGCGAGUACUCUGUGUGCGACAGCGAAGAGCACUGGGUCGACAACCUGACCCGUGCCACAGACUUAGCGGGCAAUGAAGUCACAGUGCUGCCACACGUUCGUAUCAACAACAUUGUGAAGAAGCAAUUCUUCUAUGAGACCACGUGCCGCGUGUCGAAACCCGUCGGCGCCCCCAAGCCAGGUCAAGGAGCCAGUGGCGUUAAAGCUGGAACCUCUAGCUGUCGUGGGAUUGACAACCGGCACUGGAACUCGUAUUGCACCAACACGCACACGUAUGUGCGUGCGCUAACAACCUACAAAAACCAGAUCGCCUGGAGGUUCAUCCGAAUCAACGCCGCUUGCGUGUGCGUGCUCAGCCGCAACUCAUGGAGGCAUUGAGUGAUGCAUUGACUGGUGACUCAGCCAACCCACUGCAGCCUCCUGUCGCAAGCCCCUCCCACCCAUCAAUGACAACAGCCGUUCUGGUGAUUGAGACCCUGCCCCUUUUCUGUUCUGCUCAUGACAUCACAACCCACUCCCCUCCUACCCUACCUCACUCUGUAAAUUAUUGGUUGUUUAAGUUAUGAGGACUGCAUGACAUAUUUAUAUAGUUUAUACGAUCAGAAUAUAAAUAUAAAUAUAUAUAUAUAUAUAUAUAUAUGUGUAUAUACAGUAUACAUAAAGCAAGCUUUUGUUGUGUUGUUGAUGCUCUUAUUUAUUAAACACCUCACUACAGUAUGUCAAUGCAAGACUGCUUCUGUCGUAAUCUCAUUCAAUGAUCAUUUGAACUUAUUUUCUGAACCAAAGCAGUUAGCCUAACUAUUCUACGAGAUGCAGAUUUCUUAUGAAUUUGUAUGAAAAAGCAUGAAGGUCCAUUUUGCGCAAAUGUACAAAUGAGAUUAUGCAAAUUUAUAUGAAUUGGCCACCAAUUCAUCAAAACGUAAAAAUAGUUCAGAAUUACUAUGAGAUUGUGAUGGAUAUGGAAGCUUGUUUCCGUUAUAGAAUAAAACAGUUAAAAAGAUAAUUGUCACUUUCUAACAAUCCAGACUUCUUUUUGUCAGAAUUGCAAGAUUAUAUUUCGCAAUUCUGACUUUUUUUUUGCAGUUGAGUUCUCACAAAUCUGAAUUUAGAAUUGCGAGACCAUCAAGUCACUAUUGCGAGAAAAAAAGUCUGAAUUGGGAGAUAAAAAGUCUAUUUCAGUGGCGGAAGAAAGUUUCCAUAGUUUGAAGAGUUGCAUACAGAAUCAAUUUAACCUUCAUUUUGUGAAUAACAAGUCUUGAGUGUGCUAUUUAUUUUCAGUUUUUAUAAAUGUUAUACUUUUUAUUAAAUCUAUGAUUAAAGAUUAAAGUGUUGGAGUGU